AUGAAUAUGUUUGAUUCGAAAACAAAGCUUCUAUACUAUUAUGCAUCAAUAUUAUUGAUCUUAUCAUUCUUAAACCAAGUAAAUGGACGCAUAAUCGAUACAGGUGUGCUUCGCAAUGUUUCCGCUAAUGCCCGAUGGGAACAGAAUGGAGUGACUGUUGCUGGUGGUCAUGGAAAAGGAAAUGCUAACGAUCAAUUUGAGUACCCUUACAGUCUCUUCGUUGACGAUGAUCAAAUGAUGAUCAUCACUGAUUCCGGCAAUGACCGUAUCAUUCAAUGGAAGAUGAAUGAUACGAAUGGAAAAGUGGUAGCUGGUGGUCAUGGUAAAGGGAAUCGAUUGAAUCAAUUGAAUCGACCAACUGAUGUGUUGAUCGAUGCAGAGACAGACAGUCUUAUUAUUUGUGAUAAAGAAAAUCGACGAGUCGUACAAUGGUCUCGUCGUAAUGGAACAACUCAAGGAGAAAUACUUCUUGACAACAUCAGUUGUUACGGAUUGGCCAUGGAUAAUCAGAGAUAUCUCUACAUAUCUGACUACCAAAAACAUGAAGUAAGACGAUAUCAAAUAGGAAACAAGAAUGGAACUAUUGUAGCCGGUAGGAAAAAACGAGGUGCUGGUGUCAAUCAACUCUAUCGGCCGACUCAUAUCUUUAUCGAUCGAGAAAAGGCUGUCUACGUGUCAGAUACCUUCAAUCAUCGUGUGAUGAAAUGGAAUAAAGGUGCAAAAAAAGGUAUUGUUGUCGCGGGUGGUCAUCGUGCAGGAAUGGCUCUGACACAAUUGUGGCAUCCUAGCGGUAUAUUUGUUGAUACUCUGGGUACCAUCUAUGUGGUUGACUCGUCGAAUCAUCGAGUGAUGCGUUGGCCUAAAGAAGCGAAACAGGGCACUGUCCUUGUGGGUGGAAAUCGUGGCGAGCGAGCUAAAGAAUUGGUAAAUCCCAAUGGUUUGUUCUUCUAUGGUCAUGGCAAUAUCUAUGUCGUCGAUAGCGGAAAUCAUCGAGUUCAACGAUUUUCUACCGAGGUUGCUCUGUCAAAUGGAAACAAUAUGGUUAGCAUUGCAUCGAAUUACUCAAGUUCAUUAGACAUGCAUAGUUCGACAUUUACUCGCAAGGGAGGUGUAGGAAUCUUUUAUUUUGAAGCAAUUCACAUAACACCAAAAAGAACAGGCAAUUACACAUUUCGAAGUUACAGUACGAUAGACGGCUAUGGUUAUUUGUACAUGAAUCCAUUUGAUCCAUCGAAUGUUACGUCUAAUCUUCUUACAUCUGCUGAUGAUGAUGAUGAGAGUGGUACAAGUGAUCAAUUUUUUAUUUCAUACACGCUUCAGGCUGGAAAAUCAACUAUAUUAAAAUCUCAUCGAUCACCAAUAUUUAAUAUGAAAAUUAUGUUUCAUCGAAAAAAUAAUUCAACUGUUUAA
Messenger RNA from Rotaria sordida, 1410 nucleotides. The record is from the annotation of a GenBank genome assembly. NCBI's taxonomy places the organism in Eukaryota, Metazoa, Rotifera, Eurotatoria, Philodinida, Philodinidae.